This is a messenger RNA of Diospyros lotus (date-plum), 1594 nucleotides long. RefSeq names its product bifunctional protein FolD 1, mitochondrial. Gene Ontology annotation, cellular component: cytosol. Gene Ontology annotation, molecular function: methylenetetrahydrofolate dehydrogenase (NADP+) activity; methenyltetrahydrofolate cyclohydrolase activity. The record is from RefSeq and is a predicted model, not a curated record. Gene Ontology annotation, biological process: tetrahydrofolate interconversion. The coding region runs from base 354 to 1436 and encodes 360 amino acids. The transcript has 7 exons. NCBI's taxonomy places the organism in Eukaryota, Viridiplantae, Streptophyta, Magnoliopsida, Ericales, Ebenaceae.
UCGGUCGGUCGGUCGGUGGAGUGGAUGCGCGUUCCUUCUCUGCCCUCCGCAACAUUUUGAAGAAGUUGUUCUGCCCAAGUUCCUUGAUUCCUCAAGUGUUUCAGGUAUUUCUAGGAUUUGGAGCUUUUGUAAACUUUGCCUGAUUUGUGAAUUGUGGCUGAACUUUCAUUUAUAUCCCUUGAGCCAUCUACAAUUUCUACACAUUAAGAAGGCAGACUGGGGCUGUGGAAGAGAAUGAACCCCAGGAGUUUGAGAAAGGCUGAUAGGGAGAGAUAAGGAAAACAAUUUAGUUGCUGGAGAAGGAAAUAGAGAAGAUGAAAAAGUGAUGCUGGUGAUCAGAACAGCAAAAAAGUAUGGCACUCAUAUGGUAUAGAUGGUUAAGUAGGAGCUUCCAAUCACAAUCAGUUUCAAGGGCUCUCAGUACUUUAAAGGGUGAUUCCAGUCAACAAAUUAUAAAAUCUCCUCCUCUUCUUUCUCUUGACCUGCCUGAUAUAUGGACUUCCAACUCCAUGCAUUAUGAUCCUUUGGAUAUUGACAAAUAUUCCAAUGAAAGCAGAGCUAGAGUAAUUGAUGGGAAGUUGAUGGCUGAGAAAGUUACAACAGGAAUAGCUGGUGAAGUGAUUAGAAUGCAGGAGGCCAUUGGGAUGGUCCCUGGCCUGGCUGUAAUUUUGGUGGGUCAACGAAAGGACUCUGAAACCUAUGUCCGUAACAAAAGAAAAGCUUGUGAAGAAUCUGGUAUCAAUUUUUGGCUGACCAAACUGCCUGGGACUUGUACAGAACAUGAAAUUCAUGAGGCUUUGUCUAGCUAUAAUGAGAACCCAUCAGUUCAUGGUAUUCUUGUGCAGCUGCCUCUCCCACGUCAUUUGGAUGAGGAAAAGAUUUUGAAUGCGUUGAGCCUGGAAAAAGAUGUGGAUGGAUUUCAUCCGCUGAACAUGGGGAAUCUAGCCAUGACUGGAAGAGAGCCAUUGUUUAUUCCCUGCACUCCAAAAGGCUGCGUUGAGUUACUGCUAAGGUCUGACGUGGAAAUCAUGGGUAAGAAAGCUGUGGUGAUUGGAAGGAGCAACAUUGUCGGGUUACCUGUAUCUUUACUCUUGCAGAGGCACCAUGCAACGGUAAGCACGGUGCAUGCUCUCUCUAAGAACCCAGACCAGGUAACCCGUCAAGCUGACAUUGUGAUCACAGCGGCAGGUGUGCCCAAUCUAGUCCGUGGCACUUGGCUCAAGCUUGGUGCAGUUGUCAUUGAUGUUGGGACGUACCCUGUGAAGGAUCCUGACAGCCGUUGUGGUUACCGUCUCAUUGGAGAUGUUUGUUAUGAAGAAGCCGUGAAGGUGGCAUCAGCAAUAACCCCCGUGCCUGGGGGAGUUGGACCAAUGACAAUUGCUAUGCUGCUUGCCAACACGCUCGAGUCCGCCAAACGUGCAUACAGCUUUAGUUGACAUUCUCUUGUUUUGUUUUUCAGAUUCGCGUGAGUUUGAACUGCAUUGGCCAUACAAUGUUAAAGUUGGUUUUGAUUCGGUAGUUUUCAUUAAUUUACAUCAGAUAUGUGCUUUAUGUGGGGCGCCUUUCGACUUGAUUCUUGUAUUGCCUUAAUUUG